AUGGAGAACCUUAGUGAAAUUUUAGGCGCCGUAGUCUUUUACCAGGAUAAUUUUAAUUUUAUUAAAACCAAUUCAGAUGCUGUGAACAUUCUGAAACGACUGGGUUCUGCUAAACAUGAAAUAGUUUCGUCGAUUCCCAGUUUAUCUGAAGAAACUCGACUAGACGUCGAAAGAUUUGAUCGUACAAUAGGUCAACUGGUCGAGUUUUCAAAAGACAACAUUAAUGAUGUAGUUCCCGUGCUUGGGACGCUGUUUGACAUGAUGCCAACUGUUCAUUUCACUGAAGAUGGUGAUUUUUGUAUUACACUACGACCAGUGGAAGAUGUUGAAUCUAACUCGACAUGGGCGAGUCUUCUUGUCAACAUUCUUAAUUUGAUGAUUGAGGAUCGUGGAGAUGGUUUUAUAGUGGGAAACUUUAUCGAACAACAAAUUUCUAGUUUCCCAGUAUUUGCGCAACUUAUUAUGAUGAUUCAUUGUCUGGUUCAACUUAAACGAAGUUAUCAAUCAACAACAAUCAAUUGUAUCAGCUUUGAGAAUAAACAACGAAUGAUUAUCGAACUUUGUUUGAUGGACACGUAUAUUGACGCUAUCUGUGAUGCGUUAUCAAAUGAAACCAUGAUUGAUAUGCAAGCGUUAAAAUUGAACUUACGCCAUCUUGUUAAUAAGAUAGAAGAUUUUGCUUCUCUUUUGGAGAAAGUCGAUAAAGAUCUCGAUGAUGAAUUGCAUGGAAUUAGAGCUCGGCGCAGAAAUUGGACGGUUGGCUUUGCUGUUUCGACUGCAGUAACAGCUACCGCUGCAAUUUAUCUUAGAAGCAAUUGGCAAACGCUUUCCCGGAUUAACAAAACUCUCGCUGGAGGAAUAGCAUUCGCAGGCGCAGGCGCAACCGCCGGUUGCGUUUUCAUGCGCGAAGAUUUACUUCAAAGUAUGAAGAUCCACAAAAAAGUUCAAGAGCUUCUUUGUGAAUUCGGUAGAGAAUUAGACAACAUGGGCAAAUGUGCCGAUUUCAAUUUGCGCACUCAAGAAAGUAGUUUCCAAUACCGAAAAACGAUUUUGAUUAGUGCUUUCAACAGAUUUAAAGCCAAAAUCGAUGAAAUACGGUUCAUUGGAGAAUUAAAUCUACUUGAACAAAUACCUAACACUAAGUAA
Molecule: messenger RNA, 1146 nt
Organism: Ambispora leptoticha
Lineage: Eukaryota; Fungi; Glomeromycota; Glomeromycetes; Archaeosporales; Ambisporaceae
Source: the annotation of a GenBank genome assembly